UGCACAUUUAAAAAAUAAUUGAUAUGAAAUGAGUUGUGAAGAUUGGUAGCAAGGAGACAAUGCGUAGACAUCGCCGAACUAGUGGUUAGAUCCAAAUCGAGAUCAAGCUAUGUCUUGAGAUCUUAAUGGAGCGAGAUUCCUUGUGUCUCCAUAGCUCCAAGAUAUAUAUUCAACUGAACGAGGGGCAGGCAAAGCACUCAAAACAGUUCUCUUCUCUCGACAUCUAGAAUUCUAGAUCAUUAUCUGUUCUAAGAAAGCAAAAUGGCUUCAUCUUCUUCUUCGAAUACGUUCCAACAUUCCCGUUCCAACAGCUUGCCCUCCAGACCUCACCCCAUAGCCUCACAACUGGAGGACAAUUUGCAGAGAAUCAGAAUAUCUUCGGAAGUGACUUGCUUAUCAUCGUCAUCCGUAACUCAGAAGCUGAAUGGCCUCCAGGAUCUGCACGAAUGUGUUGAUGAGCUGCUUUCGCUCCCCCUUGUGCAACAAGUCUUCACCCAACAGAGCCACAAGAGAUGGAUUGAUGAACUACUGGACGGCUCCAUGAGGGUCCUGGACCUGUGCAGCACCGCUAAGAACAGCCUGCUGCAGAUGAGGGAAGCCUUGCAGGGCCUUCAUUCGAGCAUGCGAAGAAGAAAGGGAGCUAGGCAGGUGCAUGAUACCGAGAUCCGGAAGUACUUGAGCACAAGGAAGUCGGUGCAGAAGGCGAUGAAGAAGGCCAUUUUGAACUUGAGGAGUACAAAAGAUGAUUCUGCCUCUUCUCUUCUCGGCAAGGACGAUGAAGCUGCAGCCAUCAUUAGCUUACUGAGAGAAGUGGAAGCAGCCACGGUCGCCAUCUUCGGAUCAGUUUUCUGCUUAAUCUCUGGCUCGAGGCAACCAAGAUCGAGCAGCAGCUGGUCCCUUAUUUCCAAGGUGAUGCUCAAGAGAAGAACAAUAUGCGAGGAAGGGAAGGUGGACCUAAAUGAAUUUGCCAAGCAAGAUAUGGCCCUGGAGUCUGUAAUCAGUCACAAGUUGACCAAGGUUCACGACGCGAUGCAGGUCGAACAGUUGCUAGAUGGCCUCAAAAACAUCGACCUGGACAUUCAAGAUCUUGAGGAAGGGCUCGAGAGUCUUUACAGGCGAUUGAUAAAAAACCGAGUUUCCCUUCUCAACAUCCUCAACCAGUAGCCUGUAAUAGAGGCUCGAUCCACCAAAUUUUGUAGGACAAUGCUUUGCAGCACCUACCUGUAAAAAAUGAAGUGUACAGCAUGAAAUAUAUAUUUGCACCAUUACUACUACAACUUUCAGUUUCUUUCAUAAAUUUAGGUAUGCAUCACUUAUUGGUUCGUCAAUCAAAGUUUUAAACCUCUGUAAAUUGUGUACACCUUAAGAAUAACAGAGUCAACAUGAGAAGAACAAUGGCAACAUAUCAUAUGAAGUCUGCAUGCUGACAUGGUUUCGGGUUCGGAGCUACCAACUCUAGUUCAUAGACUACAUGAAUUAUUACGAUCAUCAAUAAAUUUUUGCUUGUGAAAAUGGAUUUUUAAAUUUCUCUUCUAGACAAAAGGAAUCCUGACAACUCAAUAUUGCUGUAUCUGCUGCAGUUGACCUGAAAAAACAAUGUAGCAACGUUGCAUCCACUUAUGAUCUCCUUCGAGAUUGUCUAGUAAGCUUCCAGCAGAUCCUAACCUUCAUUUUCUGAUUAUCGAGUUUUUCUUAGAGACUUGUACUUUAAAAAAAUCCAGUAAUUUUCAGUUUUACCUUUUUUUUUCCUGUAUGUACAAUGAUUCGAUAUCGUUCAGAUUCGCAAACAUCAAUGGAAGACGGAGAGGGUUUAGCAGUAACCAAAGUUUUUCCUUUAAUAAUUGUAUACUUUGACAGAGUAAACAACAUGUGUAUUUCUUCAUGUACAAUAAUCUACACAAAAUUGUUCGUUGAGGUAAGUGGUUUGACGAUGAUUUGGGAGGCUAGUGGUUGAGGAUGUUGAGAAGGUGAACUCUGCUUUUGAUCAACCUCCUGUAUAGGCUCUCGAGCCCUUCCUCUAGAUCUUGGAUGUCGACUUCGAGGUUCUUGAGGCCAUUCUGCAUUUCUUCAGAUUGCGUCACGUUGUAAACCUUUCUCAUCUUGUAAUCAAUAAGAGACCCCAGAGCUAUCUUGCUUGGUGAACUCACUUGCAUCGAUCUUAUGCUACUCUUUUCUUGAGCAUCACCUUUGGUCUCAUUGACCAACUGCUUGUCCUAGACUGCCUCGAUCCCCAGAACAAGGAAAACACGGAUUCGAUAACAGCAACAGUCGCUGCUUCCACUUCUCUCAACAAGUUAAUGAAGAAUGAGGCUUCAUUCUGGUUGUCAAGAGGAGAAGAAAUAUCUCUCGUGCACUUCAAGCUCGAGAGGCCCCUUU
Punica granatum (pomegranate) is the source of this 2376-nucleotide messenger RNA. The record is from RefSeq and is a predicted model, not a curated record. Lineage: Eukaryota; Viridiplantae; Streptophyta; Magnoliopsida; Myrtales; Lythraceae.